AUGCUGAUCCACCUCUACUCUGCCUUCUUGGAUCUGACGAAAGCCUUUGAUACGGCGAAUCGCGAAGGACUGCUGAAAAUCCUACAGAUAUUCAGCUGUCCCGUGCGAUUCACUCAGAUGGUGCGUCAAUUCCACGAUGGCAUGUCGGUGAGCGUCACGGACAAUGGAGUUGUGUCAGAGGCAUUCGCAGAGACCAACGAAGCGAAGCGGGGCUUAGUCCUCGUGCCUACUCUCGUCAGUCUCAUGUUCUCUGCCAUACUAAUGGACGCCUACCAAACCAACGGCUCGAGUCGCCUGCAUGACGCACGGCCAACUCCUUAA
This is a messenger RNA of Spirometra erinaceieuropaei, 321 nucleotides long. NCBI's taxonomy places the organism in Eukaryota, Metazoa, Platyhelminthes, Cestoda, Diphyllobothriidea, Diphyllobothriidae. The record is from the annotation of a GenBank genome assembly.